Hippopotamus amphibius kiboko is the source of this 3831-nucleotide messenger RNA. It is a transcript of the gene IL17RA, whose product is annotated as interleukin 17 receptor A. The record is from RefSeq and is a predicted model, not a curated record. Lineage: Eukaryota; Metazoa; Chordata; Mammalia; Artiodactyla; Hippopotamidae. Gene Ontology annotation, molecular function: interleukin-17 receptor activity.
AUGGGAUAUGGCAGCGGGCUAAGCUGGAGCGCAAGAAACGCUGGCCCGGGGUUCGCGGCUCAGGCGGGGCUGGAGGAGCUUGGGAGGAGCUGGAGAGGAGCCUGGGAGGAGCGCGGGGAGGAGCGCGCACCUGGGACGCACGUCGGGGAGGGAACCGCGGAAGGACUGUCCCUGCCCGAGCCCUCCCCUCUGCGCGGCCCGCCCCGGGCAGGCCUGGAAGCCGGAAGCAGACGCGGGAGAGGCGACUCGGGACUCAGCCGAGAGGAGGCCCGGGGCGCGCCCUCGCUGCGCCCCCAGCCCGGGCGCGAGCCCUCCGCGAAGGCCGGAGCCAUGGGGGCUCCGCGCCGCCGGCUGCGGGUGUCCCGGGGAUCCCCGCUGGGGCUGUUGCCCCUGCUCCUCCUCCUGCUCCUGCGUGCCCCAGGCCUGGGUCGCGCCUCCCCGAGGCUCUUGGACCACCCGGCGCCGGUGUGCGCCCAGCAGGAGCUGAACUGCACAGUCAAGAACAGUACCUGCCUGGAUGACAGCUGGAUCCAUCCUCGAAACCUGACCCCCUCAUCCCCCAAAAACAUGCAGACCCAGCUGCGCUUUGCCCACACGCAGCAAGGACACCUGCUCCCUGUGGUCCACAUUGAGUGGACGCUGCAGACUGAUGCCAGCGUCCUCUACCUGGAGGGGGCGGAGCUGUCUGUCUUGCAACUGAACACCAACGAGCGUCUGUGUGUCAAGUUUGAAUUUCUGUCCACACUGAGGCACCACCACAAGCGGUGGCGUUUUGCCUUCAGCCACUUCGUGGUGGAACCCGGCCAGGAAUACGAGGUGACCGUCCACCACCUGCCUAAGCCCAUCCCUGAUGGCGACCCAAACCACCAGUCCAGAAACUUCAUGGUGCCCGACUGCGAGGACCCCAGGAUGAAGAUUACCACGCCCUGCGUGAGCUCAGGCAGCCUCUGGGACCCCAGCAUCACCGUGGAUGCCCUUGAGGCCCAUCAGCUGCGGCUGAGCUUCACCCCGUGGAACGAGUCCACCAAUUACCAGAUCCUGCUUAAUAGCUUUCCGCCCGCGGAGAACCAGAGCUGCUUUCAUCACGUCAUGGAUCUGCCCGCGCCCACACAGGAGGCCACCCAGCAGCGCUGCAACGUCACCCUCGCCCUGUCGGAACGUAGCUGGUGCUGCCGCCACCACGUGCAGAUCCAGCCCUUCUUCAGCAGCUGCCUCAACGACUGCCUCCGACACUCAGUGGCCGUGCCCUGCCCAGAGACCCUGCACACCCCAGAGGCCGUGGACGACUACCUGCCCCUGUGGGUGUCUGGGUUCAUCACCAUCCUCUCCAUCCUGCUGGUGGCUUCCGUCAUCCUGCUUGUCCUCUGCAUGACCUGGCAGCUACCAGGGUCCCAUCACGGAAAAUAUGAAAAUGGCACUAAAUGCACAGAUGUCCUGCCCGCCGCCACCAGCCUGAGCCCCCCACCCCUGAAGCCCAGGAAGGUCUGGAUCAUCUACUCGGCUGACCACCCCCUCUAUGUGGACGUGGUCCUAAAGUUCGCCCAGUUCCUGCUCACCGUGUGCGGCACCGGAGUGGCCCUCGACCUGCUGGAGGAGCAGGCCAUCUCGGAGGUGGGGCUCAUGACCUGGGUGGGCCGCCAGAAGCAGGAGGUGGUGGAGAGCAACUCCAAGAUCAUCGUCCUGUGCUCCCGGGGCACCCAGGCCAAGUGGCAGGCCAUCCUUGGCUGGGAGGACACCACCGUCCAGCUUCGCUGUGACCGUGGUAAGCCUGCGGGGGACCUGUUCACAGCGGCCAUGAACAUGAUCCUGCCGGACUUCAAGAGGCCGGCCUGCUUCGGCACCUACAUCAUCUGCUACUUCAGCGACAUCAGCUGCGAGGCCGAUGUCCCCGAGCUCUUCAACAUCACCUCCCGCUAUGCACUCAUGGACAAGUUCGAGGAGGUCUACUUCCGCAUCCAGGACCUGGAGAUGUUUGGGCCAGGCCACAUGCACCGCGUUGGGGUGCUCGCAGCCCAGAACUACCUGCAGAGCCCCAGUGGCCAGCAGCUCCGCGAGGCUGUGCAGCGCUUCCGCCGCUGGCAGACCCGGCGCCCGGACUGGUUCGAGCUUGAGAACCUCCUCUCGGCAGAUGACCAGGACCUCCCGUCCCUGGACGAGGAGGCCUUCGAGGAGCCGCCGCCAGGAGGAGGGAUUGUCCGGCAGGAGCCACUGGUGCGGGAACCCACCUCUGAGGGCCACCUGCUGGUGGAGCUGCUCCUCGCAGGGGAAGGAGGGGGCCCGUUGCGGCUGGAGCCUCAGCCUUGGUCCCAGGAGCAGCCAGCAGCCCAGACGCUGCAGACCAUGGUGGUCCCAGUGGACAGGGCCCCUCCGGCUCAGGCAGUGGAGCCCGUCCCUCGGGCUGUCGGGAGAGGCGCUGCCAGCCGUCUGGACCUGAUGGAGGAAGGCGAGGCCUGCCCACUGCUGGAGGGCCAGGGCCCCCAGCGGAAUAGCGUCCUCUUCCUCCCGGUGCACCCCGAGGACCUGCCCGUCUGCAGCAGCCCCAUGGGGCAGCUCGACAGCCCAAUGCUUCCACUCCUCCAGCAGAGCCCGAGCUGCCAGGACGUGCUCACACCCCCCAGGGAGGAGCAGCGUCGGUCCGUGCAGUCUGACCAGGGCUACAUCUCCAGGAGCUCCCCUCAGCUCCCCGAGGAGGAUGACGAGGACGGGGACGGGGACGGGGAGGAGGAAGGGGGGCAGCCGCUGUCCCCCGAGGGCCUGGAGAGCCUGCGGAGCCUCCAGCUGCUGCUCCUCUUCCAGGAGCUUCGCAAGAACCCUGGCCUGGAGCCCGAGAGGCUGCCAUACGGGGGCCUCCCCAACCCAGGGUGGUGAGCGCGCAUGUCUGCAGGUGUGCACGUGUGUGCAUGUGUGUAUGCUCGUGUGUGAGACGUGCACCUUUAAAAUGCAGCCAUCUUGACUCUGUCCCCUUAACCCUUCUUCCUGUGACCGUCCCCAUAAGAACCCAUAGCCCCUGGCCAGGAGCUAACGGCAGUGUCCUUGAGUGUCCGUCAUUCAUUCCUUCAGCCUUUACUUUGUGCCUGGCAUGGCCCUGACCACCAAGGAGCUGCCUGUGCAGUGAGAGGGAUGGGGGAGCACAGAGGGUGGGGUGCAAGAUGCAGAGGCUGCCAGAGGCCUGCCCGGGGCUGUGAAGUCCCCAGAAGGGGCGCCUGGCCCAGGGAGAAACUCCUGGAGGGAGGCAUGUCUGAGCUGAAGAAAAAGCUGUUUCCUGGGCCGAGGGCUGGAGACGAGUGGGGCAGGGCUGUAACCGAGCUGGCCGUGGAAGGCAAGGCAGUGGGCCCGGCUUGAGGAGGCCUGGGGGCCAGGCUGGGUGGGGACCUCAGCCCAAAGGCCCAGCCUCCUUUACCAUGAGCUGCUGCUGCCUGCAGAGGAAGCUGAGGGCCAGAUGCACCCAGUUGUUUUCGGAAAGAGACCAGAUAGAAGGGAGUGUCAUGACCCCUGAUGGCAUCGGCAGGGCCUGAGCCUACAUGUGGCCUUGGUCAGUGAGAGACCUACCGCUAAGGGUUCUUGCGGGGCUGUGGGCUGGGCCCCUGAGCUGUAGCCCCUGAGUUUGGGAAGCACAGGGAGCCCCAAGUCCCAUCCAUGCUGGGGUCCACCCUGGGACUGAGGGCUCUCUUUGCUUGUACCUGAGUCCUGAACUGUAGCUCCAAGCUCCUGCGAGGAGGAGAGGAUUCUGAAAUUUGAUGAGAUUUGUUGAGAAAUCAGAUACCAGGGUGUACGCACGUGUGUGCGUGAAAGAGCUUAUUGAUAAAAGAAUGAAUAAAUUUGUUAACUCUA